CCAAGGGGACAGAGGAGGGCUGAGGGUCCCUGGACAAGAGGAGGUGAGGGACUGGCCCAGGGCGGGCAGGGGAUGGUCAUCUUGCUGGCACCUCCAUCCUGUUGCAUAAUUUGAGCUCCCCCCCUCUGCUCACUGCCAACAGCCCCUUGGGGCAAGUGCCCCCAGGGCGCCCUCACGUGCUCUGGCCCUGGGCAGGAGAAUGUGGGCUGGAGGCUCCUGACUUGCAGAUGCACAGGGUUCUGAGUGCCUCCAGGAGGCUGGUUUUGUGCAUUUUGUUGCUCUUGACUUGGCCUGUGGGUUUCUGUUUACCUGUGCAGGUGUUUAAAUAUGGCUGAGUGAACCAGAGAGGACGCACCCACACUGUCCCAUCCUCCUGGCCCUCUAGUGGGGACUACCGCUCAUGCUCUGGGCAGUUUGGGGGCCCCUGGGAUCCAGGAGGCCGAGGGGAUCUGGCAGCAGAGCAGGAGGACCAGACUUCCCCGCAAUGACCAGUUCCCCUGUCUCCAGAGUCGUCUACAACGGCAAGAGGAACAGUAGCCCCCGCUCUCCGCCCAGCAGCAGCGAGAUCUUCACCCCCGCCCACGAGGAGAAUGUGCGAUUCAUUUACGAAGCCUGGCAGGGCGUGGAGCGGGACCUUCGGAGCCAGAUUUCGGGCAGCGAGCGGGGCCUCGUGGAGGAGUACGUGGAGAAGGUGCCCAACCCCAGCCUCAAG
Messenger RNA from Miniopterus natalensis, 712 nucleotides. Lineage: Eukaryota; Metazoa; Chordata; Mammalia; Chiroptera; Miniopteridae. The record is from RefSeq and is a predicted model, not a curated record.